Molecule: messenger RNA, 1696 nt
Organism: Anneissia japonica
Lineage: Eukaryota; Metazoa; Echinodermata; Crinoidea; Comatulida; Comatulidae
Product: 28S ribosomal protein S27, mitochondrial-like
Exons: 10
Coding region: 251-1480 (409 amino acids)
Cellular component (GO): mitochondrion
Molecular function (GO): protein binding
Source: RefSeq, a predicted model, not a curated record
CUAAACAGCCUCGCAAGGGGAAGUCCCUUAACAAUGCGUAAUCUGUACGCUGCUACGGCUUCGUCCGAGAACAUUAAUUCAAUAGUAAGUAAUAUGCACUAUACAAUAAUUUAACAUUGUAGUAAAAAUUAUAAUGAUACAUUUACACAGCAAAUAAUUAAUACAAUUGUUAAUUUAUAAACUAUCAGAGAUAAAAAAAAUUUAUAUAGCUAUAAUCAAAAUAAUUCAAUAAUUGACCAAUGAAUUCAAGAUGGCGACUGCCAUGUUUCGCACAUUGUCAACUUCUCGUGCUGUAAUUCAACGAUUGUUCGAUCAUGUUCGGGCUACUAACAUUGGAAAGAGAACUCUGCUCUCAGAGGCAUAUUAUGGAAAUGAAGUUUGGCAAAAAAGGAAGAGGCUAGCUAUGGACAUGGUUGAGCUACAAUUGAAAUUAGAUAGAGACUUUUUGGACUUUAAGAAGCCUGUUCCAUCCAUAGAACUUCAUAUAUUUGUUGAUAAUAUCAUGACAACAGCUCAUCUGCAAACAGCAGAAGAAUAUUUAUACAGUCAUCGUCACUCAAGUGUAGCUAGGCAUUUACGUAAGGCAACAAUUCAUGCAUGGUUCAGGGCAUGCCUGCGCCUAAAUGAGCCAGAGCGAGCCCUCAGGACACUUUCAGACAAGACCAACUAUGGAUUGUUUCCUGAUAUGAUAAUGUUCAACAUACUAAUCGACACAUUCUUAAAAAAUGAGGACUAUACAAAUGCAGCAGUGGUUGCCAUGGAGAUGAUGCAUACAGAAGUACUAGAUGAAACAACACCACUGGCUCAGCAUCUUGCCUUGUAUACCUGCCUGAAGUAUCUCACAAGUGAUACAGAAAUUGAGGAUGACAAAUUACAAAACUUGGGAUGGACCUUAGCAGAUGCCACUCGAGAUCAAACUAGUCUUCUUGCCAGAAGUUACCAUGUGAUUGGAUACAGUAUGAUAAGUGAUAAAUUAAACUCAAGUGUCCGAGCGCUCGAGAGGAUUGCUGAUCUUGCAGAGAAUGAAUGCAUUCUACAGGAAGCAAUCUCCAAGUUAGAGAGUGCAAUAGAAAAUUCUGAAGACCGAGAGAAACUACAGGAUCAAUUCCAGAAUGCAGUUAAAAAACUCCGAGAAAACAAUUCAAUAGUUGAUAAACCAGUUGAUGAUCUUAUCCAAAGUUUAGUUGAAAAGCUUACAAGUUUAGAAGCAGAUGACAUAGAACAAUAUCCUACAAUGCUUUUGGACUGGCACCAGUCCAACGUACAUGCUGUACAGAGGCAGCGUGAUGCCAAAGAAGCCUAUGUACGUUCACUGAAGGAAGCCAAGCUUGAGAAACUCCUGCAGGCCACAGGAGGGGUCCAGUAUUGGCUCGAUAAACGUGAGCAAGAGGCGAAAGGAAUUCAAGAGGAGAAAGAGUCAUUUGAAGAUGUGGAAUUUAUUGAUAAAGAAGAGCUCGCUAAAGAGGUUGAAAUACGGUAGCUACGGAUCUUGAUAACAAUGAAGAGAUUAUUGAAUUGUAAAUGUCAAAAAUAUCGAACUAGAAUUCUGGUAAUGUGAUAAUCAUCCUGGGUUGCAUUUGAUCAAUGGUACUCACCAAUGUCAUCAAGUUAUUUGUUAAAAUGCUCAUAUUUUUCUGAAUAGAAUUCCGAGAUGAUUACGAGCAGCUUAUCAAAAAUAAAAUGUUGCAAAAUGGCA